AACACUCAUAGUAGAGUAACCAAAGGAGAGUAGUGCAAUAACUCAUUGUACGUUCCUAGUGUGUGGGAGACAAAGAAAGAUGGCUAAGUGGUGUGUUUUGGUGUUGGUUCUUGCUCUGGCUCUGGCCACAAGUGCCAGAAAUGUUCCCAAUCCCAAGGAUGCUGGUCUCAAGGACCAGAAGAACUUCAUCAGCUAUGGUGGAGUUGGUGCUUAUUCGGGGAUUGGUAGCAAUGGGCUACCUUUUGGAGGAGUUGGUGCCGGAAUAGGUGGUGGUUUUGGCGGUGGACUUGGUGGCGGUCUCGGUGGCCUCGGCGGCACUACCGGUGGAAUCGGAGGGUUCGGUGGUACAGGUGGCGGUGUAGGUGGUGGUGGCGUUGGAACCGGCGUUGGUGGUGGCAGCGGUGUUCUUCCUUUCCCUUGAAAUGAUGAACAUGCAUGCAUGCAUGGAUGCGUGGCUCCUAGCUUCUUCACGUCUUUCUUUUUCGUUCGGGAAAUAAUUGUGGUUUAAUUUGUGCAUGUAAGUGUCGUUAGUCGUUCAAGCUUUCUAGUGUUUCUCUCGCCUGUGGAAAGUAAAAAAUAGUUAUAAUGUGUCAUUCUGUCUUUCAUUUGCUUAGGUUUUGUGUCAACCAUAGCACUCAUAUACGUGGUUCUUUUACAUACGUGGUUCUUUCAUUUGGAAGUGAUGCAAUCAAUAUGAGUUACAUUUACUAGCUACUUGCUUUUUUGCCCGCUCUCUCUA
Molecule: messenger RNA, 739 nt
Organism: Glycine soja
Lineage: Eukaryota; Viridiplantae; Streptophyta; Magnoliopsida; Fabales; Fabaceae
Product: glycine-rich protein 5-like
Exons: 1
Coding region: 80-421 (113 amino acids)
Source: RefSeq, a predicted model, not a curated record